AUGGCGUCAAUAGCAGCAGGGCUCAUGUCUCACCUCUAUCUCCCUCGAUUGCCGUACGAUUUGCUCCUCGUAAUUGUUCAGCAUCUUGGUUUCUCGGAUAUCCAGGCUUUGCAGAUGACAUGCAAAUCUUUGCGUCAGCUCCUCGUCACACGACCUGUGUAUCGCCAUCUUGCUAUGGUCCUUUUACGUCGAUGUCGCGCGCUGCCGCUAGCUGGCUUCCAACGACUCUCAGAAAUCACUACAGAGCAGCUCAUACAUUCCGUGUACAAAGCUGCACAGCUUGAACGUGCCUGGCUCACUCGCACUCCUCGACCUGCUACUUCCUCCCCGACGGUUUUGACAAAGAGCUGGUACAAGGUCGUCAGUACCCCGCCUCAUGAGGAAGUCGACUGGCUCUCUCCUAUUACCGCAAGCUACACCCUGUGCGCAACUCGGAGCGGAAAGGUCAUCUGUUGGGAUGUGUUACAGGAUGUCAGUCUGGCAGAAUGGAGUCCUGGGGAACGAUGGGAGUUAUGGAAAUGCCGUGUGGAAUUCGACAAACGAACGGUGUUUUUCACAAUGGCAAGGGGCCUAGGAGGAACUCACGAUGCGAAGCUAAUGGAAUUUGAUCUCAUGCAAAUCUAUUUUCCUGAGUCGGAAGAGGAUGUUUAUGAAAACGGACACUUAUCCACUCCCUCAACUCCAGUGUUCUCGCAUCUCAGGUCCUUCAAGAUGUCUGGGCUUGUGAUGAAUAUUUUCCUACUUGAUCCACCGGCGCGUUUGUUGGCAGGAUUCGUGUGGAUAGUCUACACCAACACAAUCGGUUUAUAUGUCCUUCCGGACUGGGAUAGCGACGAAUACAUAUUCAUUGAUACGGCGAUCGCAUGCGUUGCAUCAUCUAACUGGUCCUGCAUUCUUCACGACGAAGAAAUUGUAAUUCAUGCAGAAGAACCAAACGGGGCGUGUCAGCAUUUCUACCCUCUCUCGCUGCUAAGGCAGUGUGUCGCAUUGUCAUCCUCCUCGCCUAGCUUUGUUCCUAUCAUUUCCGGCGUGUUCAAACCCGCGCGGGUCACGCCACAAUUUGUUCAACAAUUAAUGCCUGGUGUAGUGGCAGCUGCUACGGCAGUCGCCACUGGCCAUGCGAAUCCCCUUGGCCCAAACCCUCCAAAUCCACUCCUAUAUCCGGUAUGGUAUCCGGAGAGCGCUCACUUUGUGCGCCAAUGGUGGCCAACCAUGGCGAUGGUGCCAGGCUUGAGCUGUACCGUAGUGUUGCUGGCGAAGCACGACACGGAGACACAUCAAACGAAGCACGUUCUGUCGCAACAUUACUUUCGUGUACCUCUCCUUCCCCAGUCGGAAGGAGCGGCGGAGGACGCUCUCAUGCGGAUGUGGUAUGUGAGUGCACCCUUCGAGGUGGUGUGCGUGAUCGAUGUAGUGAUCGACGAGUUGGAUGAAAAUGGAGCGCCAAUACAUCAUUCGAGGCCUUUGCUUGCGGUGGACUUCGGACACGCCGUUUGGAUCGAGUAUGUGGAGGACAAUACGGAAGUGCCCGAAGGACAAGACCCGCCCCCUCCCCGAAAAAAUCUCCGAUUUGUAUCGUUCCCCAGCGUUUACUUCAACGAUAGAGGCGAGGUGGUUUACACCAGUAUUGAUGGCAGUAGCGUCGGGAGCGAUGAUGGAGAUACAGAAACUUGGCCUAUGGAGGGCGAGGUCCGGACACUGGAGAUUCCAGAGGAGUUGAAUCUCGACUCGGUGGAAACGCUCAAUAUCGAUCAAAGUCAAGGCGCGGUGAUCAUGUCCGUGAAGGAAGGGAAAAUAUUUAUCUUAUGCUAUGAAUGA
This is a messenger RNA of Heterobasidion irregulare TC 32-1, 1818 nucleotides long. RefSeq lists its product as uncharacterized. Bases 1 to 1818 code for a protein of 605 amino acids. The record is from RefSeq and is a predicted model, not a curated record. NCBI's taxonomy places the organism in Eukaryota, Fungi, Basidiomycota, Agaricomycetes, Russulales, Bondarzewiaceae. Gene Ontology annotation, molecular function: protein binding. The transcript is spliced from 6 exons.